Molecule: messenger RNA, 1120 nt
Organism: Mesocricetus auratus (golden hamster)
Lineage: Eukaryota; Metazoa; Chordata; Mammalia; Rodentia; Cricetidae
Gene: Il21
Product: interleukin 21
Exons: 5
Coding region: 121-561 (146 amino acids)
Biological process (GO): immune response; positive regulation of natural killer cell mediated cytotoxicity
Cellular component (GO): extracellular region
Molecular function (GO): cytokine receptor binding
Source: RefSeq, a predicted model, not a curated record
GCCUCUCCUUGAAGGAUGAAUAAAUAGGUAGCUGUAAAGACAACCUGUCCACAGUCAGGCUGAAGUGAAAACUAGACCCAGGUCCUGCUCAUCUGUAGUUGGAGACCCAGUUCUGGUGGCAUGGAGAGGACCCUUAUCUGUCUGAUAGUCAUCUUCUUGGGGACAGUGGCCCAUAAAACAAGCCCCCAAGGGCCAGAUCGCCUCCUGAUUAGACUUCGUCAUCUUAUAGACAGUGUUGAACAGCUGAAAAUUUAUGUGAAUGAUUUGGACCCUGAACUUCUGCCAGCUCCACAAGAUGUAAAGGAGCAUUGUGAACGCUCAGCUUUUGCCUGUUUUCAGAAGGCCAAACUCAAGUCAGCAAACACAGGAAACAACAAAACCAUCAUCAAUGACUUAGUCUCACAGCUGAAGAGGAGGCUGCCUACCACGAAGGUGACGAGAAGGCAGAAGAAGAGCAUAAAAUGCCCGUCCUGUGAUUCUUAUGAGAAAAAAACACCCCAGGAAUUCCUUGAGAGACUAAAAUGGCUCCUUCAAAAGAUGAUUCAUCAGCACCUUUCAUAGAACACACAGGACCUGAAGGUUCUCAAGGGCCCCGAGGAGACACUGGACACUAUAGACACUCACGAACACAGGAGUGCACCUUGCUUCCUGGGAUUGUGAGUGGAGAAGUACAAUAUAUUACGAUAGGAACGACUCGUAAAAGCUGCAGGCUAAGAUCCUUUGCCAAAUUACUACGCAGAUCUUGCAGUUCACUGAUAGACUCCAUGCUGCCAGCACGGAAAAAAAUCUCUCCUCAGAGAGCUCAGUUUCCCGAGUCAUGGAUUUCUGUGACUUCUCAAGUUGUGACUCUUCGUCUUAUUGCCCAACUGGGACAUGCUUUGGUUGGAAGGGGAAAACUAAAGAUUUUAACUAGAAAUAGAGCUAGAGAAUUUGUUGGUCUGCAAGAGUAAGACCCUUUGUGAGCAUAACUGAAUUAUGUAAGCUGAAAAUACAGACGCAGGAGAUGAAAUCAGAAAUUGAAGUCUUUAUUCUUUGAGGAAAACUCGGUACAGAAAGCAUGUCUCAAGGGCUUGCUCCUUCCAAAUGAACAUUCAGCAUACAGCUAUCUACUCUAUUUAUG